This is a messenger RNA of Macrosiphum euphorbiae (potato aphid), 471 nucleotides long. The record is from the annotation of a GenBank genome assembly. Lineage: Eukaryota; Metazoa; Arthropoda; Insecta; Hemiptera; Aphididae.
AUGGAAUUUGAUACAUUUCUUUCUCGUCGGUGUCACACACUUGAUGCUGUUGAAGUAUCAAAAGGUCAAUCUAAGGUGCCAAAUAAUCACUUAUCAGUUCAAGGGUCACGAAGGUCGUUUACAACAUUUCAGGAUAACUCAAUGACGAUCGAAGACACAACCACAAAAUGUCAUAUAUGCAAAAUUCCACAUGCGUUGUAUCAGUGUUCACGGUUUUUAGAAAUGAGAGCUCCGGAUAAGGUGAAAACGGCUCUAGUAGCAAAUGUUUGUUUAAACUGUUUACGGAGUGGUCAUAGAGCAUCUACAUGUCGUAGUUCUGGCUGUCAAAGGUGUAAUAAGCGACACAACAGUAAAUUGCAUUUAGAAGAAGAUGAACGAGAAGAAGCAUUUUCCAACAACAUAAUACUGGUACAAGAAACAAGCAAUGAUAUAUUGAGCAGUCCUGAAGUACGAGAACCUGCAGUCGUUUGA